Mangifera indica (mango) is the source of this 2805-nucleotide messenger RNA. RefSeq lists its product as uncharacterized. The record is from RefSeq and is a predicted model, not a curated record. Bases 89 to 2596 code for a protein of 835 amino acids. The transcript is spliced from 3 exons. NCBI's taxonomy places the organism in Eukaryota, Viridiplantae, Streptophyta, Magnoliopsida, Sapindales, Anacardiaceae.
GACCAUUUUACCCACACACUUCCCUCUUCAAAACGGCCGUUCGUUUCACCAAAUCUCGACAGCAAAGGAUAGCCUAAACGAGAAAAUAAUGGAAGGAGAAACUGAGCAAAACGACAACACUACCAGCCGAAACGACACUUCAUGGAGCGCUACAACGAACUGGACCAUCGCCGAUGGCUCUCUCGUAAAUUCAAUCACUUUCGAGUCCACUUUGUCUCCGACCACUGACGACAACGGAAAUCGAAACUCCGCCGAAAAUUCGACUCCUCAAUCUCCUCUUGUUCUGUGCCCUCCCUCAACUGAUCAAACGCCCUGCGAGAUCAGUAUUAAUUUUGCUCGAAAAGUUGAGGUGCAGCAGGUUUAUGUACGGAGUACGGCUCGAGUGUAUGAGAUAUAUUAUGCUUCCGAUCUCAAGAGUAGCAAUGACUAUCUUUGUACUGUUCACUGUGGUGUUGCCACUAGAGAUGAAGAAGUGCUUCACACCCCUGAUAUUGGAGAAGUUACUUUGAUGAAUCAGAAAGGAGAUUGUAAAGGAUCGGAUGAAAAGAAACCCAAAAGGGAGAGUAGUUUGAGCACCAACGAGGAUGGCUGGGUUGAAGUGAAAGCUUUUGAUUCUCCUCGACUUGACAAUGGAAAUUCGAAUUCUGGUACAAAGACAGAAGGGAGCAUGAUGGAUUUUUAUGAGGCUACGGCACAAAUCACUGAUGCAGACCCCUGCAUGUCCAUUACACUCAGGCUGCUGUCACUUCAGAAUAAAGGAUGUGUAUUUGUUGAUGAGAUCUAUAUGUUUGGUGAUCCUGUUGAGCCAGCUGAAUCAGAAAAUGUAACAAGUCGGACUGAAACUGAUGGCAGUUCUCUGAUGGCCAUGUUUGUGCCUACCCUUUUGCAGUUAUCUGAAGCGAGAAGUGUCCGUCGAAUACAAGAUGAUCAUAUUUUAGAUGCCAAGGAAAGGGAGAUGAAAGAAUUUAGCUCACAAACUCCUUAUUUAACCAAUUCUGCAAACAAAAUUCAUUGGGAAGAAAAUUCUGGUUUAGCUGAUAAGCAGAAAGUAAAGUUGCAGGAAACAGUUGGUUCUGUGGCAAUAGCAUCCCAGGUUGAGAAACUUGGGAUACCUUCACAAGUUUCAGAUGGAGAAAGGAAGCUUGACUUACCAUGCAGUCAUAAUGAAAAAGUUCUGGACCAUCUUGUUUCUCGAGUGAGCAGAAUAGAAGAUCUCCUUUUGAGGUUUGAAGAACGUAUGCUGAAACCCUUAAAUAGCAUUGAAGCAAGGCUCCAGCAUGUAGAACAGCAGCUUGAAGAACUCAACAAGAAGCCACAGAAUUCUGACUUGCAGUGUUGUACAAGAAUUUAUGCUCCAGAGUUUUCUUGCCACGAGUUAGAUGAUUUCUUUGAUAGCAAUGAAAAUAAUAUGCCCACUUCAGAUGAGAUGGGUUCUCCUUUAUGUAUCCCACCUGAGGAUGGAGUGGAUUUGGCAAAUGCUAGUCACUCCCUCUCAAGUCUUGUUGUCACUGCUCCUGAGUUUUCACAUGCUGAUGAGGAAGAAGAAGAUGAAUUGGAGGCAGUGGCAGAUUCUUCAAAAGAGGAACCAAAGCGUGCUUUGUCAAUCGAUGAUGCUUUAGCAUCUGCACUUGCAGGACUGAUGUCUUCAACAUCAGCUGAACGUCAGAAAUAUACUCAAGCUCUUGCUAUAAAAGCUCCUGAUUUUUCUUUUGAGGAAGAUAGCAACAGUGGUAAAAGGGCUAUGCAAGAAACUAAAGAUGGAAUAGCCACUGAUCCUCCAUUCAACCACACUGUAACUGAUGAGACAGAAUGCAUAAUUUCAGCAUCAACUUCUUCAAAUAUUCACUUCUUAGAGAGUAAAUUGAAGAAAAUUAAAUCUUUCAACGAUCACUACUUGGAGAAUACUGGGGAGGGGGUUGACGAGAAAUUCUGGUUCAAUGAGGAAGGAAAAGAUUCACAGGCCAGUGAUAUCCAGGAUGCAAUUGCUUCAGAUGGGCAGGUGGUAACAGAGACCAAUUUGCAUAAGAUAACAGAGGACAUAGAAGGUUUAGAAGCUAGCAACAGAUUCAGCAACAUUUCUGCUCUUGGUUAUUGUGAGGCUGUGGACCAAUUUCUUGACAAUCAGAUUGAUGGUGGCUCAGAUUUGAUCCAGGAAAUAACUUUUGCAAACUUUGAAUUUAGCACUACCGCAGAAGUCAAGGAUGAAGAUUGUGAGAAAGUGAUUCUGCAGGACAUUUUUUAUUUUCCAAGUGCUUCCUCCAUUGUGGAUUUUGAAAUACCAAUCUUGGAUGUUAACUUUGUUUCUCAGGACAUUUCCCCUAGUGCAUCUCUCCUUGAGGCCCUUUUGGCGGACUUACCAGAUUCAAAUGAUGAGGUUCCUUGUGCUACCGAACAGGAUGAUGUUUCUCAAGUUGGCGAGCAAUGUGACUUGAUUUCAGUAGAUGAUUACAAAUCAAUAAUUCCAACAAAUGCAAACUAUUUCUCUGUGGAUGUCGACUACUGCAGUUUAGGAGAGAUACCGUUAACUGUUGAGGAUGAAGGAUUGCAGGAAUAUUAUACAAGCAACGGAGGAGAGUGUGAGGUGGGACUCAUAUAAAUCGAUUCUUGUUGUUUAUAACUGAUAUGGUCAUAUGUGUGCUUGUACCUGGGUUCAAAAGCUGUGGAAACUGGCAUACCUAACUGCAAAUGUUAGGUUGUACAUAAAUAAUCCGGUUUAGACUUAGCAAAGCUUUGUGUUCAUUGAAAGUAGAUUUGUCACUGACCUUUUUUUUUUAAUUAUUGAAUAAUAUACUUCAUACACUGGCA